Messenger RNA from Octopus sinensis (East Asian common octopus), 5998 nucleotides. Its product is annotated as nuclear pore complex protein Nup98-Nup96. Lineage: Eukaryota; Metazoa; Mollusca; Cephalopoda; Octopoda; Octopodidae. Bases 263 to 5482 code for a protein of 1739 amino acids. Gene Ontology annotation, cellular component: nuclear pore; nuclear pore cytoplasmic filaments. Gene Ontology annotation, biological process: protein import into nucleus; post-transcriptional tethering of RNA polymerase II gene DNA at nuclear periphery; RNA export from nucleus. The record is from RefSeq and is a predicted model, not a curated record. Gene Ontology annotation, molecular function: structural constituent of nuclear pore. The transcript has 41 exons.
UUUAUUCUGAUACUAUACUUCAACCUCCCCUAUUACUUUUCCAACAUCUACUAAUGAUGUUACUUAGUUGUCUGUACUAUGCAAAAAGAAUUACAAGUAAACAAACAAACAGAACAAUAAUAUUUAUUUUACAACGCAGCACACAGGAGAAUUACAAAAGAGUCCUAUAAAGGGGAAAAACUACCAACUUCCGGGUUAACUUGCCGCCAUUUCAUUUUAAUCAUUCAUCAUUUUAUUGAUCUUUUAACAACAAAAUCUCCAGAUGUUUACAAAGCUAAGUGGCUUCGGGUUUGGUGAUUCAUCAAAUUUUGGAAAUACCACAGCUUUUGCCCAGAAUUUUGGUACAGCAACUGCUUUUAAUACACAAAAUACAUCAAGUAGCUUGUUUGGCUCACCUGCAACCACAACAUCUGGAGGAUUGUUUGGACAACCUGCAACGUUUGGUCAGCAAAGCACUGGCUUUUCAUUUAGCAAUACACCCAGUACAUCUGGAGGUUUGUUUGGACCGCAGCCAGCUAGUAGUUUGUUUUCUCAACCAGCUAGCAAUGCAUUCAGUACUAAGACACCAAUUUCAUCUUUUGCCUUUGGAACAAAUACACCAAAUACAAAUCUCUUUAACAGAAACCAAACAUCUGCCACCAUAUUUGGUCAAUCCAGCAACAUGUUUGGAAGCUCCACGGCUACUGGUACAAGCACCAAAUUUCAACCACCAGUUGGUCAGGAUACAAUGGUUAAAGGCGGGAUAACAAAUAAUAUUAACACACGCCAUCAGUGUAUAUCUGCUAUGAAGGAGUAUGAAGACAAAUGUUUAGAGGAACUCAGAUUAGAAGAUUAUCAGGCUGGUCGUAAAGGAAAACAACAACAACAAUCACUUGCUCAGCCUCAACCUCAACAACCAACAAGUUCAAAUUUAUUUGGUACCUCAACUAGUCAGGCAACAACUGGAUUUGGCUUUGGUCAGAAUAAGACAGCUACAACCACUGGUUUUGGAAAUGCUAGGGGCAACACAAGUCUGUUUAAUCAAAACCGUGCACCACUGACCAGUACAGGACUGUUUGGUCAACAAACCAAACCACUGUUUGCAAAUCCAACUGAUAGCUUGAAUACAGGUUUUAGCUUUAAUCUGAAUCAGAAUACUGGCAGUUCUUUGUUUGGCCAAAACCAGCAACAAAACAAGAGUUUGUUUAGUAAUACAUCUCAGCAGUCAAAUCUGUUUAGUACAACUACAAAUACACCUACAUUUGGAACUGGAACAACUGGUUUUGCAACAAACCAAACAAGUGGAGGCCUAUUCGGAAACAAGCAAAUACCAUUCAGUACACCAAGUACCAAUACUGGCUUCCAGUUACAGAAUACUGGCACUAACCCUUUCAAUAAACCAGCUACAAUAACUCCUUUUCCAUUUGGGACAAAUAGCACCACUGGUGUAUUUGGUAAUACUAAUUUUGGAUUUGGAGGCUCAGGAUUUGGUACAUCUGCAGGAGCAAGUAUCUUUAAUAACAAACCAUUUGGUACAAAUAAUGCAUUAAACCAAAGUACUAAUUUCAAUUUUCCAAAUACUGGCGCCAUUCCACUUGGAAAUCAACCUAAGCCUUUUGGACUUACCCUUGGUGCUAGUUCAACUGGACUAGGUUCUACCUUUAAUAAUACAGGAUCAGGAUUUAAUCCUGGAGGUAAUACAUCUACUCUAGGAAGCCAUGCUUUGUCCCUUUCUGGAUCAACAUCAGAACAAGGAAAUUUGCAGCAACAUUUAAAGCUUCUAACUCAUAACCCUUAUGGAGAUUCAUCUUUAUUCAUGAAUUUGAAUGACAGUAAAAUCAAAACUGAAGAUGUUCUUAAGCCUACUAAUCCAACUGCACAGAAAGCUGUAUUGUCUAGUCACUAUAAAGUAGGAACUCGUCCACUGGCCAGAGCUAAACCAAAAUCGCUAUUACCCUUGAUUUCAAAGAAAAAAAUGCAAAUAUUUGAUGGUUUGGAUGAGGAAGAUGAAUUUGGGUUCAAUGGAGAAGAUUUUUCAUUAAAACGAAAUAUCAAAAAACUCGUUGUCAAAAAUUUAUCUACUUCAGCAAAGACAAGUUUUAACAGUAAUAUAAAGACAAACAGUUGGCUUUCCAGUAACACUGUGUCUUUCAAUUCCAGUGAAAAGGUGAUAAUAAACUCUAAUGGUAAGGAUGAAGAAAACAAUACAUCUGAUGGCACGCAGAUUAGCUCUUGUACUGAACUGAAUGAAAAGGAGAAUGAGUCGGUUGAUUCUAACCAAAACAGCACUCAGGAUAAUUUUAACAAUAACGAAACAGAAUAUGAGUAUUCCAAUGUUCCUCCACAUCCUGCCAAUAUUGUUUUAACGCGACCUGGUUAUUACACUGUGCCUAGUUGGCAAGAAUUGACUGAUAUCACUGAUGAAAAUGGCGAUUGCAUUGUGGAAGAUUUCACAAUUGGAAGAGAAGGGUAUGGAAGUGUGUUUUUUCCUGGCCCUACAAAUAUUGCUGGAAUGAAUUUUGAUGAAAUUGUUCAUUUCCGUAAAAAAGAAGUAACAGUUUAUCCUGAUGACAUAAUGAAGCCUGAGAUUGGGCAAGGGUUGAAUAAAAGAGCUGAAAUAACUUUGGAUUGUGUAUGGCCUCUGGAUAAAACAACCAAAACAAUCAUCUCAAGUCCAGACAGACUAAAAAUUAUGAAUUAUGAAACACGGCUUGAAAAUGCUACAAUAAAUCUUGGUGGUCAAUUUUUGGAUUAUCGACCUGAAACUGGAUCAUGGGUUUUUGAGGUGAAGCAUUUUUCCAAAUAUGGUCUCAAAGAUGAUGAUUCUGAAGAUGAUCAACCACGUGAUGUUACAAAAGCCAUGAAAGAACUUCACCAAAGAAAUUUAGCAGUUCAGAAGCAAAGACUACCACCCAACAGUGCAGCUAAUGGUGAUACCAACCUGAAUGUAACUCAGGUUUUCAUAAAGAGAGAUAUGUUAGAAAUUAAUGAUACAGAUUCUGCUAUGCAGUCGACUUCUCAACUACCAGUUAAUGGGCUUAUUACAGAAGAUGAUGCUGAAAUGUCUGAUUUAAUUGGAUUUGAUUAUUCUCAAAAAUCUUUUGAAGUGGAACCAAUGGAAAACGCUGAACCAGCUGAAACAUUCUCACAAAAUCUUGUACUUGAAAUGGGAGUUAAUAGUAAUAACAUGCAAAUGAUGAAGGCAUCUUUCUUUGGAGAUGCUGAAAGUGAAAAUGUUAAUGAAACUCUUGACCUUCGAAAAAAGUCUGUAAUCACACCUAUCAUCACUUCAGAGAAAGGUUCAACUCUUAAACCGCACUUAAAAAGGAAGGAUUAUAUAAAGUUGCAAAAACACACACAAAGUACUAAAAUAUCUGAUAUUUCAAGACCUAAGAUGGAUGUAAUUGAAGUUACUAAGUUAUUACCUAAAAGCAGUCAAUAUUCAGCCGUGGGAAUGAAUUUCAGAAAAUGUACUCUUUGUGCAAGCAGUUCUGUUUUACAAGAAACAAAAUCAUCAAUAGAAAUUACUUCAUUGAGGAACUACUCCUUUCGAGUUGGUUGGGGACCUAAUUGGAGUUUUGUGCAUGUUGGUCCACCUAUUAGUGAAGUAAAAGCAGCUACUCCAGGGAAUAAUUUUUCCAUUUUGUCAGCCAUGGGAAAAACAGUAUCUAAAAAUUGUAUCGUGUCAAUAGAGAAAGUUAAUGUGUCCAGUUAUCUGACAAAUAAUGAUCAAUCUGUGAAGUCUCAACAGAAAUGGAUGUUAGAAAAUCAGCUGAGCCAUUCUGUAUCCAGUAAAGAAUAUAUAAAUCCACAUUUUGCUCCAGAAUACGGGAUAAAUGCUUUAUGUAAAUAUGCUGAAUGUGCUGCUCAAGAUGACAAAAAUAUGGCUUCUCACCCAGACUAUCAGCAAAUACAUCAUAUGAAGAUUUGUUGGGAUCUCUGUGUUGCACUUUGGGGAAAACCUUUAGAACUUGAUAGAGUCACAGAUAUCGACACAGAUUAUGAAUAUCACCAAGCCAGAAAAGAAGCAUUUUCUCGAUGGUUGGCUGAAACUGAAGCAGAAACAAUUGCUAACGAAAUAGAAAAGAAUUCUACUAAAGAGAAUGGCAACCUAUUAAGUAUUACAAGUCACCUGAGUGGGCGUCAAAUACAGGAAGCUUGCAUGUUGGCAAUAAAAAAUGAAGACAAAUACUUAGCUUUGUUGCUUGCACAAGCUAGUGGUUUUAGUAAAACAUAUAAACAUUUUAUGCAGUUACAACUACAAAAUUACAAUAAGCGGGCUGGUGCACAUAUAUCUAAAGAGAGGUUGAAAAUCCUUGGGUUGCUCGCUGGAGAGAUGAUUUUUGAAACUUGUGGUCAGCAAAUCAAUGUGUGUGAAAAUAUGAACUGGAAAAGAGCACUUGGAUUACACUUUUGGUAUGCAUGCAGUCCAACAUCUGUAAUAUUUGAAGCUCUGAAAAGAUAUGAUGCAGCUCAAAUGGGAGAUAGUCAAUGUGGCAAAUAUGCUAGGUCACCAGUUCCAUCUUACUUAGAGAACGAUGAUACUGACUGUGACUCAGUGAAAAUAUACGAUACAUGUUAUCAUUUAUUACAACUUUAUGUAAAUAAAGCUUAUCUUCUUGAACGGACCUUAUCACCAGCAUCAACAACAGUCAACCAUCUUGAUUAUAGAUUAAGUUGGCAUCUAUAUCAAGUAUUACAGAGUCUUGAAUAUAAUCAUUUAUCCGAAUACCAGAAAGAAUGCAUAAAUCAUAGCUUUGCAGCCCAACUUGAAUCACUUGGUCUUUGGGAGUGGGCAAUUUUUGUUUUGGCACAUAUAAACGAUGAAAAGAGGAGAAAAGCUGCCGUCAUGGAAACACUUAUGCGGCAUAUAUCUUUAUGUCAUGAUACUGAAUAUUUAGAAAGAGAAGCCUUUAUUAUAGAGAGAUUUUUCAUUCCAAGAGAAUGGGUUCAUUAUGCAAAGGCAAUCAAAGCUCAAUAUUAUAAUAAGUACACCGAAAUGGCAUGGCAUUUCAUAAAAGCUGAACGAUAUAACAAAGCUCAUGAAGCAAUUUUGAAACAUAUUGCUCCUUAUGCUGUAAUUAAUGAUGACUACCACCAUUUGAAGAAUCUGUUAGAGCUUCUUUCACCACCUGAGCAAAGUUGCAAGAUUGAAAAUUGGUCCACAGAAGGUUCUGUGUACUUAAGCUAUAUAAAUUUACAUGAAGCAUUGGCUAAAUUUAAAAAAAAAGAUGUUGAUUUAUCACAACUGGAAAUGAUGUCAACUGCUCUCCUCAGUUUUUUCCCAAAAAUACGUAAUUUGCCUUGUCGUGAUGCAAAAGAUAGAUUGUGUAUCUCAGAGAUGUCCAAAAAUACAGCAAAUAUUUUUAGAAUAUUUUCUAUGCUUUUACAUCAGAAUGAUUUUGAUUUUAAAAUUACCAACCGUUUAGCUACCCAAAUUGAGAACUUGGAAAUCCCUGAUGAGAGUAUGGAGCAGGAAACAUGUGAAUUGAUGGCAUUUUGAUGCAGAAAAUUUUGUGUAUCUUAAACUUUCUGAAGUCUCUACAUUAAACUCCAACUGAUUUUAUCUUAGACAUGUGUUAGUAUGUGUCUGUUUUACUAAUGUAAUGUACACAUGUAUAUAAUGGGUGUGUAUGUUUGUGUGCAUGUAUGUGUAAAUUUUAUAACAAUUUUAUCCUUUGUCACUCCCACCAUACGAAAUGCAAUAUUCCUUUUCAAAAGUGGUAAUGUAAAAAGAAAUUAACAUACGCACUCCAUAAAUUAAUCAGUUGCAAAACAAAUUUACUUCUGGACUGUGAUCAUCACAACUAUUGAUUUCUACUAAGGUUAUUGUUUUCAAAAGCUUAUAUUUUUUAUUGUAAUUAAAUUUUAUUGUUGAUUUCAAAAUAAUGGUAAAUGAGCAAAAGAAAACAAUUGGCUUUGGUUGUUUGUAUAAGAACAGUACUUUCAUGGAGAAACUAUCAGGCAACUUAGUGUUUCCAACUAUCUUAAAUAAAUAGUAUUUUGUGAUACAACCACA